CAGUCUACCACAAUGAUUUAUCUUUCAGGGCUUGUUGGCCUUCUGCUGGUGCUCACAGUUAAUGCUAGAGUUGGAAAUUCCACCAUAGACUUUUGUUGGGAGACAGAACAAUGUCUGCUGUUUGAUCUGAUCUGUGAGACUGACAAAUUUGAGGCCCGUCACUAUGACUCUGUGAAAUGGGUUUCAUCUGAUGAGACAUCCUGCAUCAUGGAAGUUGCAGCAAUGAGAGCUUUCAGACGACUGCAAGAAUACAUCACUGGUACCAACGAGAAUGGACAGGAAAUGAAAAUGGUGGCUCCUGUUAUUGUGAAAAUCUCUGACAAGAGAAUGUGGGAAAGCGGUACCUACACAGUGAGUUUCUUGCUGCCAGCUGAACAUCAGCAGAAUCCCCCCAAACCUAUUGAUGAUAAGGUGUACAUACACGUAAUGCCAAAAAUGGAAGUGUAUGUAUUGAGCUACGGAGGAUGGAUGAUAAGCAUGGUUGAACAUAUUCAGGCUUACAGAUUGUCCUGUGCCCUUGACUCAGUUGAUGCAAAGUACAAAAAAGGCUUCCACUAUGCCGUUGGAUAUAACGGCUUUACAACAUUUUUCAACAGGCACAAUGAGGUGUGGUUUGUCAUUGAAGAUGAGCCAGAAUGUUCCAGCAGCAGUGAGGAACUGUAGUUUUCUUCUUUUGCAGCAGACAGUGUAUACGAAGAGAUGUUGUAGCUGACUAUUGCUUCAAGUCAUAUUGUACCAUAUAAAUAACCUG
Messenger RNA from Larimichthys crocea (large yellow croaker), 751 nucleotides. RefSeq names its product heme-binding protein 2-like. The coding region runs from base 13 to 663 and encodes 216 amino acids. The record is from RefSeq and is a predicted model, not a curated record. NCBI's taxonomy places the organism in Eukaryota, Metazoa, Chordata, Actinopteri, Sciaenidae. Gene Ontology annotation, molecular function: heme binding. The transcript has 7 exons.